This is a messenger RNA of Monomorium pharaonis (pharaoh ant), 708 nucleotides long. It is a transcript of the gene LSm3, whose product is annotated as sm-like protein LSM3A. The record is from RefSeq and is a predicted model, not a curated record. The coding region runs from base 140 to 436 and encodes 98 amino acids. Gene Ontology annotation, biological process: mRNA splicing, via spliceosome; P-body assembly. Gene Ontology annotation, cellular component: P-body; U6 snRNP; precatalytic spliceosome. Gene Ontology annotation, molecular function: RNA binding. Lineage: Eukaryota; Metazoa; Arthropoda; Insecta; Hymenoptera; Formicidae. The transcript is spliced from 3 exons.
AAUUAUCUCCUGUCCCCAUGACGGUAGCCGGUAACCUACGAAACAUUUGCGCGUAUUAUUUACAUUUUGCGUAUUAAUCGACGACUCUCGACUGCAUUGUUCGUAGUAUUGUUACGCGAAAAAUUAAAGGAAACGCGCGAUGGUUGAGGAAUCGGAGCAGUUACCGCCGAUAGAUGUAAAGGAGCCGCUGGACCUCAUAAAGCUCAGCCUAGAGGAGCGGAUUUACGUGAAGAUGAGGAACGAGAGGGAACUCCGAGGAAAAUUACACGCUUUCGAUCAGCACUUGAACAUGGUGCUGGGCGACGUGGAGGAGAUCAUAAACAUAGUGGAGAUCGACGAAGAAACGUACGAGGAGAUCUAUCGUCAGAAGAAGAGGACUAUUCAGAUGCUGUUUGUACGCGGCGAUGGUGUCAUCCUGGUUUCCCCACCAACGUAAAAUCGCCACGACGUCUGAUUUGCCACCAAUUGUGUAUGAAGCUAUAAAUAAUUUUUUUCUGUAUACAUAAUGGAAUUCUAAUGUUUUUUGUUGAUCGAUUCCAAAAGAUUUACAUUCACAUUUGAGUGAAUAUCUGAAAUAAUCGAGAGCUUUUUCGUCGCGAUGACUGCUCUGUUUAUGCAUUAUACUAUUAUGUAUAUUAUGACACACUAAUUUUAUCUGUAAAAAGAUUACAUGAAUGGCCCAACUAGAUAAUAAAAAGUGUAUUUUAU